Zophobas morio is the source of this 4956-nucleotide messenger RNA. RefSeq names its product kinesin-like protein Klp98A (gene Klp98A). Lineage: Eukaryota; Metazoa; Arthropoda; Insecta; Coleoptera; Tenebrionidae. The transcript has 20 exons. Gene Ontology annotation, molecular function: microtubule motor activity; phosphatidylinositol binding; ATP binding. The record is from RefSeq and is a predicted model, not a curated record. Gene Ontology annotation, biological process: microtubule-based movement. Bases 122 to 3697 code for a protein of 1191 amino acids.
UCAGUGAAAGAAUGACAGGUAAAAUGAAAACAAAUUAGUGCAAUCUCUCCUGCGUAGUUUCUUCAUUGUAAAAAAAAAAAUGAUAUCAAUUUAGUCACGCUAAAAUACUAUAUACGACACAAUGGCUUCAGUGAAAGUAGCAGUAAGAGUAAGGCCCUUUAAUCAAAGGGAGCUUGAUAUGGAUACAAAAUUAAUUAUUCAGAUGAGCGGAAAGACGACAGGAAUAUUAAAUUGCAAGGCAAAUACUCGAGAUGAAAGCAUUAGAUAUAAGGAAUUUGCUUUUGAUUACUCCUAUUGGUCACAUGACGAAAAGUCGCCAAAUUUCGCAUCUCAAGAAAGAGUAUAUAAUGAUUUAGGCACAGAGGUUGUGGACUGUGCAUUUGAGGGCUAUAACGCAUGUGUAUUUGCUUAUGGGCAAACUGGUAGUGGAAAAACGUUCACAAUGAUGGGUUCUCCUGACAACCAGGGUCUAAUUCCAAGAAUAUGUAAAGCUUUAUUUGAUAGAAUGUCAGAAAACUCAAAAAGAGGAACCACUCAUCGUGUUCAGGUCAGUUAUCUUGAAAUUUAUCAAGAGAGAGUUGCUGAUUUGUUAAGAGGUCGAGAUAGUGCAUCAUUAAAAGUGAGAGAACACCCAAAAAAGGGCCCCUAUGUACAGGGAUUAACUACAUGUUUAGUCACAAAUUAUGGACAUAUUCAGGAGUGCAUGAAUAGGGGUAAUUCACAUAGGACAACUGCUGCAACAAAUAUGAAUGAUGUAAGCAGCAGAAGUCAUGCCAUUUUUACAAUAACUUUUGUCCAAGCGGGUUAUUGUGAUGGUGUACCUAGUGAAACAGUUUCAAAGAUUCAUUUAGUAGAUUUAGCAGGUAGUGAAAGAGCAGAUGCUACAGGGGCAACCGGUCAAAGAUUAAAAGAGGGGGCACAUAUCAAUAAGUCACUUGUCACUUUAGGUUCUGUGAUAUCUGCUUUAGCUGAAUUGUCUGUGGAUACAAGUGGUCAAAGAAAAUCAUUUUUUAUUCCUUAUCGAGAUUCCGUCCUCACUUGGCUCCUAAAAGACAGUUUAGGUGGUAACUCAAAAACAAUAAUGAUAGCCACAAUCAGCCCUGCUGACUGCAAUUAUGGUGAAACUUUAAGUACUCUAAGAUACGCCAAUAGAGCUAAAAAUAUCAUUAAUAAACCAACAGUCAAUGAAGAUCCAAAUGUUAAACUCAUUAGAGAAUUGCGCAAUGAAAUUAGUAAACUUAAAGCUUUAAUGUUUAGUGAACAAAGAACUGACAUGUUAGCACAAUUACAUGAAAAAGAAGCCAGAGAGAAAGAAUUGACUGAAGAAUGGGCUGGAAAGUGGCGAGAAGCUCAAGCUAUUCUACGAGAGCAAAGGGCCUUAGGGCUUCGCAAAGCAGGACCUGGAGUGGUUUUAGAUUCAGAUAGUCCCCAUUUAGUGGCAAUUGAUGAUGAUCCACUUAGUACUGGUGUUACUUUAUACCAUUUAAAAGAAGGACAAACAACUAUAGGAACAGAAGAUGCAGAUGUGAAACAAGAUAUAGAACUUAAAGGAGCUGGGAUGGAGCCUCAACAUUGCACUAUUACUUUUCAAAAGGGGAUAGCAACCUUGGUUCCCAAUCCAGGCGCGUAUGUUAUGUUGAAUAAUGUUCUUAUUGAAGCUCCUGCCAGACUCUCUCAAGGGUGCAUUAUUUUCCUUGGCAAAGCGCAUGUCUUUCGUUUUAAUGAUCCAGCUGAAGCAGCUGAGUUGCGUAAAGGGGAACGGACCUACAACUUAUCGCGAUUGAGUUUACUUAGUUGGUCAACACCUGAUUUAGCGAUUUCCAUGGAAAAUUUACAACCUGGUCAAGAUGAUGAAAAAAGCGAUAUUGAAAUUCAGAGACUUAAUUUAGAAAAAGAGAAGGAAGUGUUUGAAAAGGAACAAGAAGAAUUUGAGAAAAAGCGCAGAACUUUACGAGAAGCUCAAGCUAAAUUGGAGGCUGAAAAAGCUUUAAUGCAUCAAGAGCAUGCGCGUCAGACACGUCAGUUGCAAGAAGAUUGGCACAAUUUAACUGUACAACAACAGCAACGUGAACUCGAAUUGAAAGAAAAAGAGAAAGAGUUAAUUGUGCGACGGGAGGAAUUGGAGCGUGAAAGACAUAAAAUAUGGGGCGAAAUAAACCAGGAAUUUGAACAAUUGCAAGAUUUUAAAGCUAAUAUUUUUAUUAAGUUGAAUAAUGUUUGUCAGUUUAUUACUUCACAUGCAAAUGAUUUUACCUUUCCUAAUCCUCAAGCCAAAAGAAUUUUUCAGGAGUUAGUGAUGAAAUCAGAAAAUAGUACACUUACAGAUGCAGAGUCUGAUAUUUUAAUAGAUGUAUUGAAUUCUGUCAAAGGACCUUCACUUAUCCAAGAUAUAGUUGUUCAACAUAGAAAGGAAUUGGCUGAACUACAAGCAACGUUAGAUAAUAGAGUAGAAGCACUGUCUGAAAGACGAAGAACGGUAGAAAUGUUGGAUAAAAAAUUAUUAGAUUUAAUUGAUCAGCAAGCAUUACUUGAUAAUAGCACACAAAAUGAACACCUUCAAGACCUUAAGCAAUCUUUAGCCUCACGUACAAAAGACGAACUGGAUAAAAUUGAACGAAAGAAGCAAGGAUUAAAAUUGAAUUUGAAACAAAUUCAUGCUAUUGAUAGUCCCGAUUCUUGUGGUACUAAUUAUACAAGCAGUUUUGAAAAAGGUAGUACUUUGAGCAGUGAUACAUACCACACAGCGACGAGUGUUUGUUCACCCCCAUUAGUAAAUAAUGUGGAUUGCUUAAUGAGUGAUAGUGGAGUCGAAUUACGGCAGUCCCCAAGAGUGCAAGAUGAAAGCGAUUUAUCAAGUAAUGAGGAAUACAAGGUGAUAAGCGACUCACAGUCAACAAGUUCCGUCGAAAAUCAUUCACCUGUAAUCAGAAAAAAGCGGAAAGAUUCCGAAAUCUUGCGUAGGUUGAGUCAGAAGGUAUUGCAACAGAAACAAAUCAUAUUGAGAAGUUUGGAUGCCGGUUGUACAAAGUCUCACAUAGACGCUCAGAUUGCUAUUUUGCAAGAACUGCAAAGGCAAUACAUGUCGUUAAAGUGUGGCUCUAGUUCGGUGCUUUCACCCGCUUCUGAACACCCUUUACAAGAUGUUGAUAGUGAAAGUCCCAGUCCAGUGAAACCAGUGCAUACCGGGUCGACCUCAGCUCUCUACUCCCCAAGUUUACAGGGUUACAACCACAGAUUAUCGCCUUACAAUUAUGGCCUUCAUCGCUCAAUGCCUUCUAUUGCGUCAGAGUCUGACAAUGACGCCAUCGUUACCAUUAGCAGUUAUUGCCUAAGAGGUGCAGGUACAAAAACACAUUAUGAAUAUGAAGUUCGAAUCUGUACCAAUGAUGACCGUUGGAGUAUUUUACGAAGAUAUAGCCGAUUCAGGGAUCUCCACAUCGCCAUGAAAGCCCGAUAUGGUGAAAAAGUGUCAACGAUUCCUUUCCCUUCCAAGCAACUUUUUGCCAAUAGCGAAACUGUAGCAAAAUCGCGCAAACGUCAACUAGAAUUUUAUUUAAGACGACUGAUAGAUACCUGUAAAAAUCUUCCAUCAUGUCCGCUGGCCUACGGUGGACCUGUUACUAAAGUGGCCUUAAUUAGUUUUUCACCGUUUUUCAGAAAAGGUGUUUUUGAAAAUGGGAAGUAUGGAACAUCAUGAUUACUGCCUUAUGAUCGGCCAUACUGAAUUUUAGCCACUUUCCCGUUGAGUGACUCACUGUCGCCUAUUUAUUAACAAUUAUUUUAAAAAAUUACUAGUUUAUUGAAGUGUGGGAAAAGCAAGCGUCAUUGUAGCAAUUGUUAAAGUUAUUUUAUGGUUAUUUAUUUAUUUCUGAUUUAAUAAGACAAAAUAAGAAAAAAAUGUAUCAGGUAUUUAUAGACUGUAUCACGGUCAUUUGCACCCAGUUGUAUAUUAUUGAAUUUAUAAUUAUUUAUAUUUGAUUACUUCACUAGUUGUUUCUCUGCAGAGAAAUCGUGGAUUAAGAUUUAAUCAUACUAGGUGGAACGGCCUUCAUUGAAUUAUUUUUUCGCUUUUAUUGUAAUAACCAUAGUUGUAAUGAUUACACGAUAACUAAGCUUGGUGGGGAUAUACAUGUGUAUUUAAGCUUUAAAAUUUACCAAAAAAUGCUUAUUUAGAAUGUACACUUCGCCAAAAUGGAAACGCAUACAUGUAACGUAAAUAUUCUCGAAUUUAUUAAGAAAAUGGGCAAAAAACGAGUGUAGGUUUACUUUGCGUUAGUGUUUUCAAGUUUUUGGUCGAGGUUGUAUAUAUACAUGACGAAGUUAUUGCACCACAAAUAUACAAUAAAGAAGUUAAAAAGUGGAAGAGCAAUCUCAAGAAAUAGAUUUUUUUGUGUGCACAUUUUCGGUUUCGUGGGUGGAUGCAAUGAAUAUUAUAUAAAAUAUAGGUACUAAACGGGUUAAUAUAUCAAAACUUCCGUGUGGCGCUAAGGCUAAAUGUUGCAACAGUAGCAUAGGAUUAAGUAGUCUGUUUUUCUGCAAGCCGUUUUGUAUUAACGACCUAAAAGAGUAAUAGUAAUGUUAUAAAAUUGUGACAAAGCGUAGAUGACUUUCGUUAUUUUAAGAAUACUUCUCAGUACGGGGACUAUAUUAUUAGGUGCUAAUCUUCUUCAUUGUAAUAAAAUAUUGAAUUUACUUCUUGGAUAUUAAGUUCUUGUUGAAAAUCAGGCUGCUACGAAUGGGAUUCUUAAUUCUACUUAGUAACAAUGUGAUAAAGAUUUUAAUAGUGUGAUAAACUGCAAUUUGUAGAGUAGGUAGAAUCAAAAAUAAUUAUUGACCUUAAGAUGAGUAUUAUAAAAUUGUUGUUCAAGAAUUGUUAUUAUAUUUUUUUUAUUGUGUAAACUCUGUACAGUCAGUUUGAAUUUUUGUAAAAGAUUCAAUAAAAGUACUAAAACCAAA